AAGCAUAUCUCAUAAAUAAAGAGUACAAGCAUAACCUCAUACAUAUACAUAACAAAACAAUUCUGCUGUAAUAUAUACUAGCUAAUGAAUUAAACCCUCCAUCGCUCUAACCCUAAACUACCCGCCAAGCCCCCCCUCGCUCCCUUCUCAACCCCAAAGCCCUCUCUCUCAAACACAGUGAUAAACCAUAACUGCCCACAAAGCCCAGUCCCUUCCUCUCUCUGACAAAGCCAUGAACUGCCGACUGAAAGCCAAAUCAAAGGCCAAGUCCCUGGUGGGAUCAGUAUCCUCGAAUUGGAAGAAUUCAGCCCAAGCGGCGAAGCUCCUAGGAGUGGAUUCAAAUGGAUUUUCUGUAGACAUGGUUGCAGAGUUCAUAGCAGCAGAACUCCACUCGGAGUGCUUGCCAUUUCUGAACCCGUCACAUGAAGGCAUGUGGUGCAAGAUCAGCCUGUAUGAAGCCAUGAACCAUCGACUGACAGCAAAAUCAAAGGCCAAGCUCCGUAUGGGAUCAAGAUCCUGGCAGGUGAUGAACUCAGCUCAAGAGCCGAAGCUCCUAGAUAAGAAGAAAGAGAAAAAUGUUGUUCAAGACUCUCUGACUGAACUCAACGUCCAACUUGAGGAUACAACUUCAGAGAAGAAAACUUGUGAGCCUGAGAAAUGUGUCAACAAAGUUUGUCGUGUUUGCCUCAAGGUUAGCCACUGGACCUGUGAGUGCUCCUACCUCCGUCGUGUCCCAGCUGGCGUAUCUGAGGUUGGCAAGGGCUAUGUAAUAGUUUGUUUGCGUUGUCCUUCAGUGCGUAACAGGUGCAAGCAUAAUAUCAGCCGUGCUGUUUACGUGUAUUGUUAUAUAUGUAAAGUGUGGGGUCAGCACAUCACUGGUGAGUGUUUGAAGAUCCCAAGACGAACGAAGGAGGAUACAAAGGAAAAUGCGUUGAUCCUGUAUCUCUAGUGAUAUGAUCCUGCUGAAGCGGAGGUUUAGGAUGUACGAAUGCUGGAGCAGUUGUAUCGUCUAGGGACGUUAUUUCAUGGUAGUUGCUUAAUUUUCUCUCUAUUUUCUUUAGUUUGGGCACUCUGUAUAUGCAAUGUUUGUUUUGGAAUAAGCUAGCUCCGUCGCCAUUCAUGGCUGGCGAUAGCAGAUAGAUACUAUGUUGCUCGAUCGUACUAGUCUCGGAAGUUGCAAUAGCUAGCUGCGGCAAUUUGAUAUGUA
Malus domestica (apple) is the source of this 1207-nucleotide messenger RNA. RefSeq lists its product as uncharacterized. Lineage: Eukaryota; Viridiplantae; Streptophyta; Magnoliopsida; Rosales; Rosaceae. The record is from RefSeq and is a predicted model, not a curated record.